Messenger RNA from Drosophila willistoni, 566 nucleotides. It is a transcript of the gene Grx1t, whose product is annotated as glutaredoxin. The coding region runs from base 153 to 503 and encodes 116 amino acids. Lineage: Eukaryota; Metazoa; Arthropoda; Insecta; Diptera; Drosophilidae. The record is from RefSeq and is a predicted model, not a curated record. Gene Ontology annotation, molecular function: glutathione disulfide oxidoreductase activity. Gene Ontology annotation, biological process: cellular response to oxidative stress. The transcript has a single exon. Gene Ontology annotation, cellular component: cytoplasm.
UAGUAGCCAUUUCUUGCCACAUCUUUUUGACCAUACAAAAAUGAAACCCAAACACCUUACAUUCCAAAUUUAACAAUCUUUCUGUUUGAAAAUAAAAAGCACAUAUUUUUAUUCCUUUUAUUCUUCGCUUUGCUAGAUUUGGAUCAUCUCCCAUGGGUACCGUAGUUAGUGCUUUGGAUACACCGGCGCCUUAUGUCAAUAUGGAUAGUCCCAUAGCGCAAUUCGUACGCGAUACCAUACAGAAUAAUAAGGUGGUGAUAUUUAGCAAAACUUAUUGCCCCUACUGCAGCAUGGCCAAGGAGCAGUUCCGUAAAUUGAGGGUGACUCCGUUCGUUGUUGAGCUGGAUCUACGUCCGGAUGGCGGGGAGAUUCAAGCGGUUCUGGGUGAGAUGACCGGAGCAAGGACUGUGCCCCGCUGUUUUAUCAAUGGCAAAUUUAUUGGCGGUGGCACAGAUGUGAAGCGCCUCUAUGAGCAAGGAAUAUUGCAGAAAUAUUUUCAAUAAAAUAUCCAACAGAUUUUGCCAUUAGCAUUGUUGGAGGUGCUUGGUGAAAAAUAUUAAUAAUAA